This is a messenger RNA of Penicillium argentinense, 1896 nucleotides long. Its product is annotated as shugoshin family protein. Gene Ontology annotation, cellular component: chromosome, centromeric region; nucleus. NCBI's taxonomy places the organism in Eukaryota, Fungi, Ascomycota, Eurotiomycetes, Eurotiales, Aspergillaceae. Gene Ontology annotation, biological process: meiotic chromosome segregation. The transcript is spliced from 4 exons. The record is from RefSeq and is a predicted model, not a curated record. Bases 1 to 1896 code for a protein of 631 amino acids.
AUGGCCCGCUUGAAUGACUUUGCGGCUCCUGUGGAGUCUGUCGACGCCUUGAAACGGCGAUUCGUGCGACAGAAUCGUGAGAUUAUGCGAGUCAACUCUAUGCAAUCAAUGCGCAUUCGAAGCUUGGAAUCCGAGGUUUCACAUCUCCUCAGUGAAAAUGUCUCGCUGCGUGGGCAAAUCAUCACUCUGACGCAAGAAAAUGAACGAUUGAAGGCCGCCAAAUUUCUCCAGAAUGGUGUCUAUGAGAUGAAGACGCGCUUAGAUACAAAAAUUGCAGAGCUGAACGGCCUUGUGUCAGAAUUGGGAGCACUUCCCCGCAAGGCUGGCAAGCUGCCCCAAGGAAAAUCAUUCGAUUCGGACCGUCCUAGGACAGAGGCGCCACCUCGAUUGAAUGAUCCGGAUUAUAGUGCAGAUGUUGACGACGGAAAGCUACCUGCCAUCAUGGAGGAUAAAUACUACCCUCGUCGGACCUUGGAGCCUCAAGAAGCCCACAGCAUCGUGGAAAGCGGUUCUUGUCUACCAGAUUCCCCCGGAGACCACCACCAUGAAGAGCAACGUCAUGAGAGUGAACAUUCUAUGUCCAGUUCGGAAGAAGCUACGCCUGAUUUGCAGGAAAUCCUUCCUGAAAAUCAGGCCGGUCACAGCGAACAGACAAACACCGAAACAUUCCUCCCGCCAACACUCGAAACACGGAGGAGGAAAAAGAAGAAGCCGGAGCUCACAGCCACCCCCGGAGAAGAUUUUGUGAGAACUGGACAUGCCACGUCGAACGAUGAAACGAAGAGCGCAAACCCUACCAAAUUAGGCUCCAAACGCAAAUUCAGCCUGGAUGAUGAUGCAGUUUUAUCCGAUCCAGCUCCCGAAGACGAUGAUUUUCAGUUCAACCGAUUGAGUCGCAGUCCAAAACAGUCAGAUCCCUUCGAGUUCAUAGGGCAUGAAUUCUCACCCAGUAAAACACCAGUGGGCGUGAAGCGAGGAUCUUCCAACUCCAACACUGCCAAGCGGAAGGUUCUUGAGCCAAAGAGCUCGAAUACCACAUUAGGCUCGCCCAAGAAGGCUCGCGCGGCUCCGCAGCCCGACAUCAAGCCUACGCUCCGAAUCGGAGGAAACGAGAACAUGCCUUCACCUCAGAAACCAAAAGAUCUCGAAAGCCACAAGGCCAAAUCCCUGUCCCAAAAUCCCCGAGUUCGCCAAGUCACCAUACUUCAAAAGCAAAAGCGCACUAGCCGAUCUAUUGAGACGGAGGAAACGACGCCAUGUCAGCUUAAGACAACGGCGCCCAGAGAUUCUCCCGUGGCAAAAUCGGGAGACAAUUUGCCCGGGGUUUCCGAUAUGAGUGGUGCGUCGCGUCCUUCGCGACGUCGUGGGACGGUGGUCAGCUAUGCCGAGCCGAACCUGCGAGACAAGAUGCGUCGACCAACAAAAGAAAUGGCCGAUGCUGUGACAGGGCGCCGGUCGUCUAGUUUCCAACUUGCCCGGGACAGCCUUGACCUACCAUUGAAUGAGCAUGAGUCUGCCGGGUCGGUCUUAUCGGACGUCGUUUCCAACAAUGGUACUUCUGAACAGGUACCAACGCAGGUAUCUCGCCGUAGGCGAAAGGUGUCUUCGACAAACAAAGACGAGGGUGUCUUCAAGUCUUCAAUGGACCAGGACGAUGAUUCAACGGUUUAUACAGAAGUACUCGGCUCACGACGACAGUCUCGACGCCAUUCAUCGAACCCUAAAAGUACCGUUGACUUGGAAGAUUCGCUGGAUUCAAACUCUCCGAGCAGUGCGCAAAUGGACAGCAGCUUUGAUAACGAUGAAGCCGCUGGCUGGAAGCAGCCUCCCACCAUCGAUGCUGGUCACCAACGGGAAACAAGAGUUGUAGCUAGGAGGAGGAGCAUGAUGAUUUGA